Messenger RNA from Syzygium oleosum, 3700 nucleotides. RefSeq names its product kinesin-like protein KIN-14I. Gene Ontology annotation, biological process: microtubule-based movement. NCBI's taxonomy places the organism in Eukaryota, Viridiplantae, Streptophyta, Magnoliopsida, Myrtales, Myrtaceae. The record is from RefSeq and is a predicted model, not a curated record. The transcript has 18 exons. Gene Ontology annotation, molecular function: ATP binding; microtubule motor activity; microtubule binding. The coding region runs from base 285 to 3353 and encodes 1022 amino acids.
GAGAGAGAGAGAAAGCGAGCGAGAAAAAAGCAGAGAGAAACAGAGGGAAAGGGAGAGCGAAGUCCCGAGAAAAUCCACCCGCAUUUUCUCUCCCUUCCCUCCCCUCCCCUUUCCCCCCCACCUUCCCCCGUCGCCGUCCCCUCUCCUCCUCCUCCUCCUCCGAGGAUCAUCCUCGGGAAGCUCCGGUCGAAAUCCCCUGUAGAAUUAUAUCCAUCGCGUGGUGCGUAUAGCAUUCGUUCGGCAUUGUGUCUCCCCCUUUGCUGUGUCGACGUGCGGAGGAGGAGAUGGCGACGGAGCAAGCGGUGACGUUCUCCGUGGAGUCCAUGGUGGAGGACGUUCUUCAGCAGCACAAGACUCGGCUGAGCGACCGCAACUUGGCCUCCCGGAAAGCAGAGGAAGCUUCCUCGAGAAGGUAUGAAGCGGCCGGAUGGUUGAGGAAGACUGUCGGAGUGGUUGGGGGCAAAGAUCUGCCCGCUCACCCUUCUGAAGAAGAGUUUAGGCUCGGAUUGCGAAGCGGGAUAAUCCUUUGCAAUGUUCUUAACAAAGUACAACCCGGGGCUAUACCGAAAGUGGUUGAAGCCCCAUCCGACUCUGUUAUCAUUCCCGACGGAGCGGCACUUUCGGCUUAUCAGUAUUUUGAGAAUGUGAGGAACUUUCUUGUUAUUGCGGAGGAAAUGGGGCUUCCGACUUUUGAAGCCUCUGACUUAGAACAGGGAGGAAAAUCGGCUCGGAUUGUGAAUUGUGUCCUGGCACUAAAAGCUUACAGCGAAUGGAAACAAGGAGGUGGAGUUGGAUCAUGGAAACUUGCUGGAGCUAAACCCCUUACCUCUAGUAAACAAUUCAUACGGAAGAAUUCAGAGCCAUUCAUGAAUUCCUUCUCGAGGACCUCCUCCGCCAGCGAGAAGUCUCUAGAUGGUUUGUUAGGUGAACAUGGUGAUAUAUGUCUGGACCUCAAUGUUGCAGGAUCGUCUCGUUCUCUGAAUAUGUUAGUACGGCAAGUUCUUUCAGAUAAGAAACAAGAAGACAUUCCAAUUGUUGUGGAAUCUUUAUUGAGUAAAGUCAUGGAGGAGUUUGAACGUCGUUUAGCAAGUCAAAAUGAACUGAUGAGAACUGAAUCAAGAGAUGUGGGAGUAUCCUGCUGCGACAAGACUCUUUCUACAGGUGGAUCCGAGGACACAAAGAUUGAAGAGCAAAUCGCGACACACAUCCAAUCCGAGGAACAGUACAGUCAAAAGUUGAUUGAUGAUGAGGCAUCAGAAGGUCAACUCUCGAAGAAACAGCUGCUAGUUGACCAGCAACAGAAAGAUAUUCAGGAGCUGAAGGAUACUGUAUGUACAGCGAAAGCAGGAAUGCAGUUUCUACAAAUGACGUAUAUGGAGGAGAUUGCCAAUCUUGGUAAGCAUCUACAUAGUCUAGCUCAUGCUGCUUCUGGAUACCAAAAAGUUCUAGAGGAAAAUCGCAGGUUGUAUAAUCAGGUGCAAGACUUGAAAGGAACUAUUAGGGUAUAUUGUCGCGUGAGACCAUUUUUAGCCGGGCAAGCAAAUCGUCUAAGCACUGUGGACCGCAUAGAGGAAGGAAAUAUUACAGUGAAUACCUUCUCUAAAUAUGGGAAGGAGGCAAGGAAGUCAUUUACAUUCAACAAAGUAUUUGGUCCUUCAGCGACCCAAGAGGAAGUAUUCUCAGACACUCAGCCCCUUAUUCGGUCUGUUCUUGAUGGUUACAAUGUCUGCAUAUUUGCUUAUGGCCAAACUGGAUCUGGAAAAACAUAUACCAUGACUGGACCGAAAGAACUCACUGAGGAAAGCAUGGGCGUAAACUUCAGAGCAUUGAGUGAUCUAUUCCUUCUCUCCGAGCAGAGAAAGAAUUCCAUUUUAUAUGAGGUAUCUGUUCAGAUGAUCGAGAUUUAUAAUGAACAAGUCAGGGAUCUCCUUGUGACUGAUGGUCAGAACAAAAGGGUAGAAAUACGUAACAGCAGUCAAAAUGGAAUAAAUGUACCUGAUGCAAACCUCGUGCCCGUGUCGUCAUCAGCAGAUGUCCUGAACUUGAUGAACCUCGGUAAUUGUAAUCGCGCAGUUGGUGCAACUGCCCUCAAUGACCGCAGCAGCCGUUCACAUAGCUGCCUGACUGUUCACGUCCAAGGAAAAGUGCUAACAUCUGGAACCAUUCUCCGUGGUUGCAUGCAUCUGGUUGAUCUGGCAGGAAGCGAAAGAGUGGACAAAUCUGAGGUCACAGGGGAUAGACUGAAGGAGGCGCAACAUAUUAACAAAUCUCUUUCUUCAUUAGGAGAUGUGAUCUCUGCACUUGCUCAGAAGAACUCACAUGUUCCUUACAGGAACAGUAAGCUGACACAAUUGCUCCAAGAUUCACUUGGAGGGCAAGCCAAGACACUCAUGUUUGUGCACAUAAGUCCAGAGCCCGAUUCUUUAGGAGAAAGCAUCAGUACACUCAAAUUUGCUGAAAGGGUGUCUACUGUUGAACUUGGUGUUGCUCGAGUUAAUAAAGAUAGUGCAGAUGUGAAAGAGCUAAAAGAGCAGAUAGCUGGCCUUAAGGCUGCUCUUGCAAAGAAGGAGGGAGAAAGACAGCAGCUUCAUCGUUCCCGGUCAAGCAGUCCAGAAAGAAUUGAAGUACAAUCGGGACUUUCUAUGCAACUUAGUUGGGAGGGUCCAGGACAUGUGGCAAUUAGUCAUAGACAACCCAUGGAGGAUGUAGGAAACAUAGAGGUCCAGAACAAAUCGAUACCCAAGCUGAAAAGACGCAGCUUAGAUCUUCAGGAUAUGCUAGCAAACUCACCUCCCUGGCGACCGGUUACCAAUCCUGUACUAAAUGGAGAGGAUGAUGAGAAAGCAUUCAUUUCAGGCGAGUGGGUUGAUAAAGUAAUGGUGAAAAAGCACGACGCGCUAAGCAGACAGGAACAUCCUCCAGUUAGUUGGGAGGCCGAAAACGGGGACUUGCCUCGCAUGUUUUAUCAGAGACAACACCCUUCAGAUCCGUCAAUGGUAUCCCAAAACAAGCUUUCACCAAACAAAAUCAAGAACAACCAAGAUUGUGAUGUGCGGAGGGAUCAAUGCAACGAUAACGACUCCGACGACCUGGAGGCUGCAACAAGUGACUCUUCUGAACCAGAUUUGCUCUGGCAAUAUAGCGCUUCUAAAGUUGCCAAGAACGGCUUGGCGUCAAGGGUCAAGAAACCUCAGGCUAAGUCAGCAAAGAACCCGGAGACAAGGAGUUUGAUUCCCACGUUAGUCCCUUCGCCGUCGAGGAAACUGCCCCACGGAGUCCCUCCACCGCCGCACAGAGCUCGGCAGCAGCCGGCGACAGUCGACGGGAGACGGAGAAACGGCUGUGCAAAGUAAAAUGUGUACCAGCGAGGUGGGGGUAUAGGAAGUGAAUUGUACUGAGAUUUUGGUUUCUUUUCUUCUUCUUCUUCUUCUUCUUUGAUUCUUUUGUGUACUAAAAUGUAUUACGCAGAGAGAGAGAGAGAGAGAGGCCGUGUUAAUAUAGAAGUGUCGAUCCCUUUGGUGGGGGUGGUGGUGGUGGUGAUUUGUUUAUGUGGUCACCUCGUCGAUUCCAAAUUUGUUCAUAGGUGAUUGUCCCUCUUUCUCUUCGAGUUUGUUUGACUUUCUUCUUUUGAAAAGAAACGAAAAUAGAGCGGGGGGAAAAAAAGAAAGGUGGGAGAAUAGAUCACUGAAGUUUUCUCUUU